CAGGUCAACAAGCAGUUGCUCUAGUGAUUCGGUCGUGUUUUGUGGUACCAGGUUCUGUACCUUCCGCGGUUAUCUCACUAAUCAAUGUAAUGUUGUAAUACCCGAUAACGAAAUAGUUAGGUUAAAAUUAAAUUAUACCUAUGAAAAUAGUUGCAGUGGAAAAUAUUUAGAAGCUAAACAUUCUUGUUUAUCAACAAAUGUGAUUGUUGACUAGAACUCUUAAGGCGCGGCUUAUAGAAUAGGAUACGUUCUAUUUUGGGUACUGGACUUUUCCUUUAAUCUGGAAAGAAGUUAUUUUUAUCUAGCUUUUACUCCAGCAGGCGAACGCCAACCCUGUUUUCCUUGACAUACAGUAUUCAUUUCAUUCACUUCUCCUGUUGAGAUCAUCUUUCUAGUGAUAAGUGCCACAGGUGUGUGACUUGUAUCAAUAACAUAUAGGACAUCAAAUUAUUUAUCAAGAGAGACAUCAUGGUUGACACACUUACAGAAAGCAUUAUUAUGACCCCUAAGGCUAAAACUGCCAAUUCAACAACUAUUGUGAUUGAAAGAAAAGCUAUUGCUAAUGGUAAACCAAAUGGAAACAAUGUCCAUGUCGCAGGAGGAGAUCACAAAGGGAUUGUCAUUAACAAAGUGGCAACUGUAAAUGAUACAGAGGAAGCAGGUGUUCCUGAGAUUUCCCUGCAGUUUCUGGUUUUUCUUAUUAAUGGUCAGACUGGUUUACAUACUCAGGAAAGUAGGAAAUUGUUUUUUUGGUUUAAACCAAAUGUUCCUAUUCAUGAAAGACCUACUGUUGCCCAGGAGUUCUUUAAAGAAUUAGUCAGCCCUUUGAAGUUUCCUAGAGAUUAUGUGGGAUUCAUAAAAGUCAUCAUGAAACUAAUGCAAAAUGUUUAUCCAACUAUACGUAAAAUAGAAGUUGAACUUCGGCAAUUGGGAAUGCCAAGGGAGUUGCCAGUCAGGCCAUUGUCGACGGAUGACAGCAUCUUAUCAAAAGAGGUGCCGUUGACAGAAAAAAAGAUUUUGGAACUCAUUGAAGCAGCCUAUCCUCAUCCCGUAACAAUUGAAGAUUUAGCUAAAGAUCAUGGAUGGGAUGAAGCACUUGUACAGAAACACGUGGAAAGCUUGAAGGAAAAAGGUUUAGUAAAAGCAAUGGAUCACGGCGCAUUUACUCGUAUUAUUCAACAUGAGAAAGAUAUCCAGAUAGUGAAGCAAAUGCCCACAAUAAUCCGGUCAAAGCAGCCUACAAUAGCUAUAAUUACAGCUCAGUAUUGUGAAAAGUUGGCAGUGGAUUCCAUGUUAGAAAAUAAAGAAACAUUCGUAAGAUAUACUACUGUCGGAACGAAUCAAACGAACAACGGUACAUUCCCAACUCCGACAUCAACUGUAGUAAAGGGAACACGGUUUGGUGAAUCAAAUGUGUAUACUCUUGGAAACAUUGGACAUCAUAGAGUGGUAUGUACCAAACUGCCCACGUUAGGAUACACUCGUGAAGCCAUUACAUCUGCUGGAAAUACUACUACCAGGCUGUUAGGUACUUUCCAAAUGGUCGAUAAUGUUUUUGUUGUUGGCGUCGGAGGCGGUGUUCCUCAUUACACUGAUUACUCCAGGCACGUCAGGCUUGGAGAUGUGGUUGUUUCUGCUCCUGACUCUCCCAGCGGGUUUGCCUACACUUAUUGUGAGAAAGCAAAUAUAGAAAAAGAUGGUUCAUAUAAUUUUGAAAUUAAGAAGUAUAACCCUAUUAAUGACAUCAUCCAAGAAGUUGCAAGAAAGAUGAAAGAGCAGGAUGAGAAAUCUGGAGGUAGUUCCUGGUUGCAUUUUAUGGAAGAAGGCUUAUCCCACCUCGGUGUUCAAAGCGAACAUGACUUCAUCAGACCGUCUGGAGACACUGAUAAACUUUACAUGCCCAUUGGAGAAAAAGAUCUGAUUGAGGUUGCACACCCACAACCACUAGAUGCUACUGAUUCUUGGGAUGAAGAAAAGCCUCGGCUGCAUGUAGGUCCUAUUGGUAGUGGAAGAGAUGUUUCCCGUGAUACCAAAUUAAGAGAAGAAUUUUGUCGUAAAGCAGGACUUCUUGCCCUCGAUUUCGAAUCGGAUUGUGUCGUAGAAUCAAUUGUUGGAAACAGAACCCUAUCGUGGGCUCUUGUAAGAGGUGCAGCUGACUACAAGGAUGGUAUUCGCCGCAGCCCGUGGCAGCCCUACGCAUCCCUGGCUGCAGCUGCAGUUGUCAGGUCUAUUAUUGCUAACAUGCCGACCGCUCAAGAGGAUGACUAAGGAGGUCACUUUUCUAGUUAGUUUUAGUAUCGAUACACCAAAAGAUUGUAACUCUAGUGAGGUUAAUUAGAAUACUUUUUAUCCUCUUAAUUUUUAAUUAUAAAACUUCCAAUUUUUCAUUAUUAGUGAAAAAAUUUCUAUUUUUUUUUUUCAACAUAAUCUGCUCCAACUCUAGAAAUUUAGGGUAGUCAAAGGAUUUUCGAAUUAAAUCUAUUUAGAUUAGAUUUCAAUAUAUAAAUUAGAGUUUUAUUAUUAUUACUUUUUAAUUCUUGAAUUUGAUACGGUUUUUUUAAAAAAAAAUUUAAAAUGAUUUUAGAGAAAAAUUUUUAUUUUAGUUUUCUUUCUAAAAAGACAACCAACUUAAAUUAUUUUCAUUUUGUAUUUUAUCAUAUACAAUUACUAUCAAUAUUAAUGAAAUAGUAUCG
This is a messenger RNA of Nezara viridula (southern green stink bug), 2693 nucleotides long. The record is from the annotation of a GenBank genome assembly. Lineage: Eukaryota; Metazoa; Arthropoda; Insecta; Hemiptera; Pentatomidae.